GUGGCGAGCUGGUCUCUGCAGUAUACAACCUCCUUCAUUGUCCACUACUUCUUCACAGUGCCAAAACCUCUGGGAGACGUGCCACCAAUAAUGUCUAUAAUCAUCAUGGAUAUUCCUCCUAAAAAUAUGGAACCCCUCUCAAAUUAUAAAAUCUCAAUAAAUAUUUUAGGGAGAGAUAAAGGCAAAGCACUCCCACUGCAGCGGACAACAGAGUGCCUCCACGUGACACCACCAUGGAGCCUGGCACUCUCCAAGCAAUCUCUAUACUUCAGAGAGCUGAACUACAGGGAAAUAGUACAGGCAUUGCCUUCUAAAGAGGACAUUGUCUCAAUGUUGGCAAAAUUGGAGGCUUCAUUUCAAGGCAAACUCUCUGCAUUGUCGAUGGACAUCCACCAUCUUGGACAUCAGGUAGGGGACCUUGAGGAGGACAGAUAG
Molecule: messenger RNA, 435 nt
Organism: Pelobates cultripes (western spadefoot toad)
Lineage: Eukaryota; Metazoa; Chordata; Amphibia; Anura; Pelobatidae
Source: the annotation of a GenBank genome assembly